UCUUUUCUGUGCGCCAAAAGCUUUGAUUAAUCCACUCAAACUCCAUUUUUUCUUAAUAUUCCAACCCUUUAUUAAUUCACUAAAAAAUGGUAACAACUCAACACGGCCCUCAAUGUAUUUGUGAAAUUUGUACUUGCGGACGGCAUCAAUGCCCAUUAAAUCGUUCAUCUGCCACUGGUUUUUCCCCUUUUGGUGAAAAGAGCAGCAAUAAUGGGAAUGGAAACAGCAGCCAUUUUUACCGAAAAGAAUUUGCUACAACUGCCAAUGUUAGUGAAAGGGCAAAGCCGGCACGUCCUAAUCCGGAGCUGACACUUGACAGGACAAUUCCAUUUCACUCAAACGAAAAAUCAGUAGAUUUUUCUGAACAGCAAAAAGCACUAACAGAAGCACGUAAUCAACGUUUUGUUACUUCUGCCGCAUUUAGAAAACGUGGACAAAAUUCUCAAAUUCAGUUAACUGACGGACAAAAUAAUCAACAACAACAAAUGCUUCGAAGUACUUACAGAGAAGAAAGUGAACGUGCUUUGCAAAAUGGAGUUCAACAACGUGUACGUCCAACUCGCCCAACCGCAACAACACGCAUCUUUGGUGGUUCUGACUCUAAUAAUAUUCACCAAACAGUGAAUCAAAGCGAAUAUGCUCCAAAACGUUCAGAAAGAGCUGAAGCUGUUAGACCAAAAACUUCUGACCUUUGGAAGAAUGCAAACGGUACAUCGCUUGAAAAAAGUGGAGUUAAUGCAGAAUAUGGAAAAGGAGGAGGGAGAGGUGAAAGGCCAGUAGCUGCACGCCCUCGGGAAUCAAACAUCCUUCGUGGUGAAGGUCCAUUUCAUGUGGAAACGAAUCAGCGUUCAGAAUAUGGACCUAAACGAGGAGAAAGAUUUGAGGCUAAACGACCAGUUGAAAAUGAGAUUUGGAAGAAUGAAGGCCCAAAUGAGCACACAACUGUAAAUCGAAGUGAAUAUAAGGGAGGUCGUGGAGAUCGCUUUGAAAUGCGAAAACCUCCAGAUUCUGAUAUUCUACGAGUUCAAGGGCCCUUCGAGUCCCUAAGUGUUGCACAUAGUGAAUAUGCUCAAAGAGGUCCAGGAGAACGCUUUGAAAGCCGUAAACAAGGAGAAAAUGAAGAAAUUUGGCGUAAUGAAGGAAGAAUGGCUGCUGAAGGUUCUGUCAGCAAAAAUGAUUAUCAACAUGAAGAAGGAAAAAGGGGUGAUAGACAUCCAAUGCAUCGUCCAAAGGAUACGGAACUUUUUGAUGUACGUAGCGGCAAAAUUGGAGAAGAAAGAACAGUCAAUGCUACCGAAUAUUCGCAUACCCGUGGAGAGCGCGCUGAACGAAAAGUGCCACAGCCUUCUGGAAUAUUUUUGCCUCCUCCAGGAUCAGAAUUUGCUCCAGAAAGUACUGUCACUCGAGAGCAUUAUGGUCACAAAGAAUUGGUGGAGAGAGCCCACCCAGUGCCCCGACGGUCAGAGUUUGUGUUGGCAGGGCCGGAAGAAUCCUUCAAUAAAUCCACCAAUUACAACGACAAUUACCAACAAAUUCCUUCGGUUACUUAUGCUUCCCGCCCUGCAGCAGUACGCCCAUCUACGGCAUUAAAAUUACAGGGUGAUAGAGAAUUUAAGAGUGGAUAUGGAUCAGAAUUUACAAAUAAAUUAGCUGGGCCUUGUCCAGCUGGGGAAUUGGUGGAAACUUUGAAAGGCCAUGCAUGUAAAUCUGAGGACAAAAAUGGGAGUCAUACAGACACAAACAACUUCCACUUUCAUUCAGUAAAUAAAGGCCAUCAUAUGUAUAGAUCAAAGGAAAAUUUGGCUGAGUCUUGA
Meloidogyne enterolobii is the source of this 1814-nucleotide messenger RNA. Lineage: Eukaryota; Metazoa; Nematoda; Chromadorea; Rhabditida; Meloidogynidae. The record is from the annotation of a GenBank genome assembly.